AUGAAUAUCUCCUCAGUACACGUCAUUAGAAAAAUCAAGAGUCAUUUCGCGAGACACGGCAUACACGAACAGGUGAUGACUGACAAUGGCCCCCAGUUCGUGGCACACGAUUUCCAGAUAUUUACUAAGGAAUGGGACUUCGAGCACGUCGCCUGUAGUCCAUACCACAGUCAUGCGAAUGGUAAAGCCGAAAGCGCUGUAAAAGAGGCUAAGAAAAUCCUAAGAAAGUCGAAGAAAGCAAAGUCAUACGCCUUUUGGGCGGUUCUUGACCAUCGAAAUACCCCCUCUGCGAGCAUGAAGAGCAGUCCAGCGCAGCGCCUGUUGAAUAGGCGGGCGAGAACCUUGUGGCCAACAACAGCGAAGCUGCUACAACCACAAUCGAUUGACAACGGUACCACGGUAAAGAAACAAGCGGAGCGGAAAAGACAACAAGACAAGUAUUACAACAGGGGAGCUGUCGAAUUGAAAUAG
This is a messenger RNA of Paramuricea clavata, 471 nucleotides long. The record is from the annotation of a GenBank genome assembly. Lineage: Eukaryota; Metazoa; Cnidaria; Anthozoa; Malacalcyonacea; Plexauridae.